Molecule: messenger RNA, 2613 nt
Organism: Effrenium voratum
Lineage: Eukaryota; Dinophyceae; Suessiales; Symbiodiniaceae
Source: the annotation of a GenBank genome assembly
AUGUUGGGAGCCGAGGAGAAGCUGCGGCGCAUUGCGCAGGAGGUGAAGAUCAGCAAGGAGGACCUUCGGGAACGAGAGGAGAAGCGAAAACGCCUCGCCGGAAAGCUGGAGGACCACAGCCGGGAGAAGACGGACCUGGAGAUCUCGCUGGACACCAGCCGCAUCGAGGUCGAGCAGACCAAGAGGCAAAUCUCGCACCUGGAGGAGGAGGUCAAAACCUUCGGAUCCUUCCGGGAGUCCCUCAUCGAGGAGCGCCAGCAGCUGAGCUUUGAGGUGGAUUCGGUCAAGGCGCGCCGGGACCAACUGGAGCGGCUCGAGCAGCGCCAGCGCGUUGCGGAUGAGCUCCGGGGUAGAUUCCCUGGAGCUGUGCUGGGCCGCAUCAGUGAGCUGCUGCUGCCCACCCAAAAGCGCUUCGACUUGGCUCUGCAGAUGGCGUUGGGCGCAAUGGCCGAGGCCUUCGUGGUGAAGGACGCCGCGGCGGCGCGGCAGUGCCUGCGCCACUUGAAGGACGGGCGGAUCGCCUCCGAGACCUUUCUGCCGCUGGACCGGCUGCAAGAUCCCCAGGUUGGGGACAUGACGCCGCUGACGCAGCACAAGACGGCCAGGCGACUGGCGUCGCUUUGCGUGCAGCACAACGACAAGUUCCUUCAGCGGCAGGAGUCCUGGCGAGACAACGCCCCCAGCGCCAUCGACAGGACGGUGAGCUUCUUGUUGAAGGGCGUCAUCAUCGCAGACAGCCUGGACGAGGCGAAACAGACCUCUUACGUGGACGCCAAGCGGCACGGCCUUAUGCCCCGAGUGGUGACACUGGACGGAGAGGUCAUCGCGCCCAACGGGAACAUGAGCGUGAAGAGCCAGCACGGCGGGCGGGUGGAGUUCGGGGGCGGGGAGCAACUUCAAGAGCUCCGGGAGAAGGAGCGGAAGUUGGAGCAAGUCGCCCGGGAUCUGGCGACCUUGGAGGAGGAAUCCGCGCGGAAGCAGCAGGAGGUCACAGAUCUGAAGGCCGAGGUUGCCAAGAAGGAGGCGGAGAACGGGGUCUCUGAGCCUCAGCUCAAAGCUCUGCAGGAGGCGCAGGAAGUUCAGGAGGUGGAGCUGGCGAAUCUGUCCAAGCAGAUCGAGGACUUGGGCAGCCGCAUCGACCAGGGCGCUGCUGCCCAACAGAAGCUUCGCACAGAGAUGGACGCACUCGAGGGGGAGCUGCUGAAGGCAGGCCGCGCUCACUUCCAGAAGCUGAACUCGGAGCUGGGUGUGGAGGACAUCCAGGAGGUGAUGUUGAAGGAGGAGCGGCGGAAGCAGCACGUCCAGGCGGAAGUGGAGCAGUACGAGGAUUUCCUGCGGCAAGCACGCGCCCAAGAGACUCGAGCGGAGCAGCGCUUCCGGUCUACCAGGCUCGAGGAGCUGAAACGAGACCUGGAUCAGUACCGACGCGACAUCUCCUUUGCCGAGAACCGACUGCAGGAGCUCGAGUCCUUGCAGCGCAGCGCCGCGGAGAAGGUCCAGGCAUCACAGGAGAGGCUGCAAAAGGUGAAAGAGAACAAGGAGGGCCUUGAGGAGUCCAGCAAAACCGGGCGCGCCGAGAUGCAGCGCCUCAAGGCGCAAUCAGAGGAUGCCAAGAAGGGGCUGAAGCGGCAGAACGACAAGGUGAAGAUCCUCUUCGGCAUCAUUUGCACAAUCUUCCAGGAGUGUCGUGAGCGUCGAGUGGGCUUACCGCUCGCGAGCAGCGACAUCGGGGCCAUGGAGCAGGUCUUGUCCAAGGCGCAGGACGUGGAGGAUAUGGCCCUGAAAGACCUGGAGGCAGCUGUGAGGGAUGUCCAAGUUGACUUUGCCAAGUUGCCAGAGGACAAGAAGGAGCUCGCGGAGCAAAGUCGGGUCUACGACACCAAGACGGUGGAGGCCGAGUACGCGGAGCAGGUGGCGGAGUUAGCCAGGGAGCUUGAGACCUUGAACCCCAACAUGCGCGCCAUGGAAGAGUGCGCGGUGGAAGAGUCUAAGCUCCAGGACAUUAGGCACCAGGCGGACGCCGCCAGCUUGGAGUCCCAGCGGCUCCUGCGGGACUUCGAGGCCAUCAAGGCCGAGCGCGUGGCGAGGUUCAUGAAGUGCUUCAAGCACAUCGAGGAGCGGAUCAACCCCUACUACCGCGAGCUAACUUCGUACGACGGCUACACGGGGGGUUCUGCGUACUUGGACCUCGACGAUGCGGAGGAGCCCUACAACGGUGGCAUCACCUUCACCGCUUGCCCCCCGGGGAAACGGUUCUUCCCCAUGGAGCUUUUGUCGGGCGGUGAGCGCUCGAUGGCUUCCAUGGCGCUGCUCUUCGCGAUGCACUCAUACCAACCGCCUCCCUUCAUGAUCCUGGACGAGGUGGACGCGCCGUUCGACAAGAAGAACACCAACUCGCUCGUGAACUAUCUGAAAAAGAUGAACUUUCAGUGUGUGGUCAUCUCCUUGAAGGACACCUUCUUCUCGCACAGCGAUUCCAUCGUGGGCGUCUUCAAGGACAAGUCGAAGCAGACUUCGGGCAUCCUGAGCCUCCCCCUGGAACGGCUGGGCAAGCUAGCCGAGGAGCCCGAGUCUGAGGCACCGCUGACCGACGGCUUUGCGGAAGCUGGGUGA